GCCCGUCAGGCUGUGCAGUGCUCCGCGGUGCCGCGAUGAUCAUGCAUGCCGCUGCCGGGAUGCCGGAACCUGGUCGUGGUGCUCUUCGCGAUGCUCCUUCUCCUUCUGGUCGCCGCCUCGCCGAAGGCGCGCGCUGCUCCGGCGGCGGCGUCAUCGCGCAGCGUCGACGCCAGCGCCGAAGAUUCCGACGACAACGCGAGCAGCGACAGCUCGCAGGAGACGACGGUGCGCCGGCUGCGACACGGACGGGCGCGUGCCGCCGCGAUCGCUGCUAGUGCGGACGCCGAUGAACUGGGCGAAGGCUCCUCCUCGUCCGAGGAGCAGGACAGUGGUGGUGGAGGGAUGGUGGCCGACGACCCGAGCGACGCCAACGAGGCCGUCAAGCACCCGCGCGGCACGAGCCGCUACCUGCAGCUCUACUGCCGCACCGGAUACAACCUGGUCAUCCACGCCAACGGGAAGGUCAACGGGACCAGGGAGGACCGGAACCGAUACGCCGUCCUGGAGAUGAACGCAGUGGCGGUGAAGCUGUACAGUAUUCGCGGAGUCGCCAGCAAACGCUACCUCUGCAUGAACCGCAAGGGACAGCUCUCUGGACAGAAGCGCCGCUCGGAGAAGUGCAUCUUCCAGCUGACCGAGCUGCCCAACUCGUACACCACCUUCUCGUCGAUGCGCUAUUCGCGCGGCACCCGCUGGCGGUGGUACCUGUCCAUCGGCAAGAACGGACACGUCAAGAGGGGUCGCCGGCCGCGACAGAAGGGCACAAACUUCCUGCCCAGGAGCGUCAAGGACUUCAAGCCCUGAGUCCCGCAGACGAGGAGCCGCAGGUCGUCAUCCUGCGUUACUGCGUUAUACAGAGCAGCCCAGCAGUCGUCGUUCUCUCCCAAGACUUCCGAGGCCUCUCCGCCAACGGCGCGACAGUCGGCAUGGCUGUUGCCUCGUGCCACGUGACACACAACGUCGCCGGUGGCAGCACCAGAGUGAAAAGCCGGUCCCAUCGGACUAAUUCUGCUGCAGUGCCGUUGCUUACGUCUUCGAGAUCGACAACGACAUAUUUCGACGUUGCGUGCCGUCUAAUAGGUUCCGGCGGCCGGCAGGAUCGCCGCUGGAUGGCCUUCCAGCAGUGGUAGCCGUGACCUGCCCGCUCGCACUUGGCCGACGCGUCUUCCUGCACUGUUUGCGCGUUCCACAGCGGUGCUUUCUCCAAUGUCACUGCCUCGUCCCGCGCAUGCUGUUCAACGCGGGUUCUUCAUUUUGCUAGCACAAGAACUACAGUCGUGCGUUUCACACUUCACCGCUUUGUUCUCUCGCGGUGCGCUCACUAGCGCACGAUAAUAUCGUUGACGAACGCAGAAAUGAAUGCACUGCUGCAGCUCUUGUUCUAGUACGAAGGAAAAAAAACCGCAGUGGGAGGCGCUCCAUAUGAUCAAGUGGCUCCUAGAAACUUUAUGGUCCUACGAAGCUGCUCGGUUCGUAUAUGCCGAAUGCGUGUGGUUUUGGUUUACUGGUGUCCUCCGGAAUUGCUAUGAACGAAAUCCUGGCUAGUGGCUGGCACCGAGUCAUAACAGCGAAAACUGACUGCACACUUUAUCUGUUAUUACGUUGUGGGUCUGUGUUCGAUUGGUAGAAGGCAACGAAUGUUCGCAAAGUCGUCUAAAUUCUAUCAGUACGAACAAGGUCAUGUCCCUAGUUUGGAGCAUAGAAGUACUUUUGGCUUCUAGAUGUUCACAUCCGAAAAGCAUGUGAACAGCCUGCAUUUAUUUAGUUGGGAGCAUAUGCCUGUGUAACUUGUUUUGCUCUCUAGAUAAAGUAAAAAAAAUUCUGCAAUGAACGACACUCUGUUUGUUGGCGGGCGCUAUAUACUGGGACAUCCACGCUGUUUGGCUUGCUGGAUUCAACGCAGUGCUAAUGUCUGGACUGUAUGUACCCAUCUACGACGCUUGGAGACCAUCGCAAAGUGGAGUGGACCGUGUAUGCUUGUGGAACGAACUAAGGCUGUGUUAUCUCGAGUUGCUACAGCAUCGCGUAUGUGCAUGUUGUUGUGGUUUUUUUUCCCCCUUUUUAUCUUUAUGUGAAGCAUGCAAAGCUGUUCGCAGUCGUGAAAGAGGACGUUGGUGACCCCACAAGGGUAGUAUUGUUACUCGAGGAGUUGUGACAACGUGCCGAUGCAAUGUGCACUACUGAAGUGUGCGCUUUGUGAUGUUUACGCUAGCUUCGCAACACUGACUACGCGAAGAUCUACAUUUUUCCUAAAAAGAAGGAGUGCUUUCAUGUGGCGUCAGGCGAGCCGGGUCGUGUGCCAUUCACAACGUCAAUGUUUUCUCAUAACGGCGACGCAAUGAAAGGACAGUUCGCUUAUUUCGUCCUCAGACGUGAUCCCGCACAAACAAGAGGGCGCGCCGAGUCGUUAGGUAUUAGAGUCCCUUUACACGAGAGCCAUAUGCAGGAACAUUAUUCGGUACCAUGCCUGAGUGCAUGCCGUGGUCCACGGGUUUCGCUUCGUCGUCCGUGAACACUCCCUCGUUCAAGGGAGUGUUCACACUCCCUUGAACGGGAGUGUGAACACUCGGUACCACUUAAUGUGGUCGUCUCGCUGCAGGCACCAAUAUACUGAGCUACUGCUAGCCAUGCAUUUUGAUUCUUUUCUACUGCCAUAGCUAGAAAUAGUAGUUUAAGCACUGUAAUUUCUUUUUUUUUAUUGUAUAUACAGGUUGCGAGGCAUGCCUUAUGACGAAUGAAGAAGUGGCGUCUAAAAUGGGUUUUGUUGCUGUUCAGAUUCCGCCUUUCUUUUUUACAUGUGUGUGCGCAGGUACACGUUCGAACAUUUCUCGCAUUUCUGUCCCUUUCGACGUUCCUGUGCGUAGUAAGGUGCAGGAGCGCUGGCGCUAGCAAGAGUUCAAAAGAUCUGAAAGAUGAAAAGCACGCGAUUGUUUAUAUACAACGCGGGGCAUCAACACUCCGAGCCUCGCUCUCCUCUGUUACUUUUCUUUUUCUUUUAUCUCUUUCUUUUUCUCAGUUAAACAAGCGAAAUACCUUCCUCUUAUAUGCGCUGUGUAAAUGUUCUGAGAGCUGUAGUAAGGUUCCAACAUGUACUGUUUACUAACUGAAAGUUUAAAACAACUACGUUGUUAGGUGCUCACUUGGUAUCCUUCGUAAAUUAAAAUCUUACUUAUUCCUCGUUAUCUGUUCUUUCCCAGUUGAGCAGAGGUUCCCCAGUCGGAAAUUAAUAUACGUGGUCCAGUACGACGGGGCAGUUUUAGCGACAAAUAUUUGUCAUCUCUGAUACACUGAUCCCGGCUCCACGCAUCUUUGAUAUGUUCAACAAUUCGACGGUUGUUCUAUACUAUUUAUUUUGUGCUCAUUCCUUGCAUUGAAAACAUGUAUCUGAUCACUAUUCUGAGUCCGGAAGCGAUUUACUUGUUGCGCAAUUAUUUGUCCCGAGUUCUCGGUAAGCGUCUGAAGUAACAUCACCCGAUCAAACUUCAUCUGCUUUUCUAAAAGACUCUGUUCUUCAACUAAACUAAAAACGCUUCCACCACGAAUGCCUUUUGUACUCGUUAUUUAUUAACAUCAUUUCACUGGCAGCAUUGCCUCUAAGAAAAAAAAUAGCAUCCGCUGCCUUCGCUCAUUUUUCUAAUGCAUCGUUUCUCAUACAAAGAAAAGUAUUUAUCACAUCGCAUGCCAGGCGAUGAACGCGUUCCUAACCAAAGGCUCCGACACUUUAUCUCAACAGAGCAGCAGCACCUCGCACGCAUCAAAUUACAAGGACAACUUCCCUACAAAUUAUUUAUUUGCUGGCUUUUCAUAAACAGCGAACUGAAUAUAAAAGACGAAUUCUGUAAUGUGUCAGAGAAACCAUUCGAUUAGCUUCUCCGUAAAGCCAGCGAAGAGUAUAGGCAAGCUAAUCUUUUCUUCCAUUUCGUAUAGUUAAUUUCCUUAGCUAUACUCUAAAGGUUUCGUCUAUAUUUCCUAUGUACGGGCACUUGCAACGACAAAGCUAUUGCAAGUAUAGAGGCAUUUAGGAAGUCCCCAACCCAGGGACGUCGCACGCAGUCAAUCCUUACCUACCUCACUAGCUUGUGUCGGCCUUGUUUAUCUAUUACUGUGCAGUGCCUAGUAUACAGUAGUCCUUGCGACGGGCGUAUGCUGUCCAGCGCAGCACACCUGCUUUGCAGCACCGAGUCUUGUCCCUCCCGUUUUUAGACUUAGCAAAGUAGCUCAUUGCUUUACCGCAAAGCGCAAUUGCAUUACAACUCACUUCGUACUCAGGACAUAACUCGGCAGCCAUAGAUUUUUUUCUUUAAGCUAUGCCCCGAGGAAUACAACGCAGCAUUGAGAGCGAUACAUUUUGAAGCACGCAGCUGCUGAAGGAAAUAAAUUUAAACUCAAGGAAAGGCAAGCAAACACACCACAUCGGCAGAUGAGAAGAACACGUAGUGUCAAAACGCAUAGCACAAACAAUUUGGAAGGCAAAGAACGUUGGUACUGAACGCUGAAAUACGAAAGCGAUAGCUGUAAUUUUACUUAAGCGCUAGUGGACGACAAAUGAAGACGCUCGUCUAUAAAAUCAAAGCCUUCUCUUUUUUCUUUCUGGUCUUUAGAAAGUGUAGACCUUCAGCGAAAUUUUAGGUGUGUUUGCCGUCCUUGGGUGCGAGAGCCGGAUCACACUUAAGUUUCCCAGGAAACAGGAAUACGCACAGAGCCGCCGAAUAAGUUAACAUGGUAACUGUAAUUCUGAGAAGAACAGCAAAUUAAGCGCGAUAACGUCUUCUCCCAACUCAUCGCGAUGAGAAAACAAACGUUGGAUGCAGAUUUAUCACUGAAAGUAUAGCAGAAAACGUCGUCAAACAUGAUUGUGAAACGUCGGAAGUUCUAAACUGCAUGUGUUAAAAAAAUAAUAAUAAAAAAACUUGCGCUGGUACGAAGCUCUGCUGUUAGUCCCCCUUUUGCAAUAAACUUACUCAGCCUCCGAUGCCGUCUUUUCUUACGUGUAAAAGGCCCGAGAUGCCGUUAUAGAAGCUUUGACUAUUCUGUACCUCAAAAGUUGCAGUGACGUUAUUGACAGUCUUGACGACACGCAGUUACAACGUCACAACGAAAAGAAUAACAAUAAAGAACACAUCACGAGAUUCGACAACACACGAUGAUCAGCGGGAGCUGUCGCAGUUCUGAUGGAUUUAAACGUGUUCAUGGUGUGCCGAGCUUGUAACAAAAAAAAAUUCUUUCACGAAAAAAGCAUAAACGAUAUGCUUACUUAAGAUUUGAAGGCGACAAGCGUCCUCUGGCUUUAAUUUGAUAGUAGCGCAACAAUUUAUUUGCAGACGUGCCACUUUUGGCUGGUAUGCACCUGCGAGCAAUACUCAGGUAACGUCAUCGCAUCUUUUUCCCACAUAUUUUACUCCAUGUAAGAAUCGUGACGCGUAUUUAAUUCCCUAGUAAUCGAGCUUGCAUCCUUUCAUUAACCAUGAGCUUUUCGAAUCUUACUGCCAUUUUCUGCGUUCUACAGCGAGUGCAGCUUAGUUUUGCUGCUUUGUAAAUGUUCUGAACGUAUUUGACAAGUUUGUGAGCGCAAGUUGAGCCAGUUUUAUGCGAGUGCAGUGUGAAAUGUACAGUGAAAAAGAAAAUCGCACAGCGAGUGCAACAAGAUGACGCCUACAUCACCUUCAGUGUGCUUGUGCUGCACCGUGCACUCCCCAUGUGUUCCUUUCUAGUUCCGAAACCGGUCGUGGUGAGGCGCCCUUAAAGGGACGCUAAGUAGAAACACUGAAUCAAAUCACACUUAUAAAACAUUAUUUGAAAAGUAUAUUUUUGUUAAUUUAACUGUGAAAAGUCGAUCAUUAGAAGAUAAAAUGAAUGCCAAACUUCCAUUUCUUGAAUUUCGCAGCUACGUCAGUGUGACGUCACGUAUCUCAAGGUAUUUUCAGGUAUUUGGAUCGUUGUCGAGCAGUGACUGUUCUCUAAACUUGCUUACAGACAUCUGGCUCUUUCAGAAUACGAUGAAGUACAUCUUUGCAAUAACUUGGCUCGCCGUCAAAAUCAAUGACGUCACGGCGAACUAUUGCGGAAACUUCAAGCCGGCGUCGCCGCCCACCUUACGUUUCAUAGCUUACCAAGCCUGCUCUAACCCUCUGGAUGGCUUUGUUGGUAUUAUAGAAAUGUAAUUUACUCAUAAGGCUUGAACUACUCGUCUAUUUAGAGUCCCUUUACCGCAUCACGAAGAUUGGACCUUCUCUUUAUGUCUGCUAUUCGAAUUUUGGCUGUGGUAGUGAGCGCCGUGUACGCGUACGUGUUCAGCCGAACAACCAUUUUCCUUUUUUUUUCUGCACGUCGUAGCUUUGCCGCCAGUAAAAACUGGCUAUUCAGCGGACCAAUACUGGAAGGCGGACGAAAAGCACACGUUCGGGCCGGCUUCAAAUCUAUUGUGUCUGUAGUCGGCGAGAGUUCUCCGUGCUACAGUGUUGCUAGAAGCACCGCAAUCUGAUAUAUAUUCGACCAUCUAUACCCAGAGCGGCCCGCUUACUGCAAGCCAGAAAUGUAUGCCAUUUGGGAAAAAAAUGCCCGACUAAAAUGUACCAAAUCACAGGAGGAGUUUAGAACCUAAUCGUGAUACAGUUGACCUUUAUAACGAAGUGCCAACAUGGGGCCUCCGUAAUCAUUCGUUAUACAGGUCGCUUCGUUGCAGAGGUCGUGCACUGCAGCUCACAAUGGAGGCGGGAUAGAAUUAUUGCUUCGUUACGCAGGUCAUUUCGUUGCAGAGGCGUUCUUGUUGAGGCGCUUGACAGUACCCAGUACUGAUCGUAUCAAUGGACGAUAACACCUGCCGUAGCUUGGCGCGAACAAAAGAUCCACGCUAUUGGCAUUCGAUGGUGAGUUUGGCAGCAUACUCGAUGAGCUGUAAAUAUUAUGUGAAGCAAUAAAUCAAAAUAAAAUUGAAGUGCACGGUAGGUGGCUAAAAAGGAACUUCAUUAUGCGAAGUGAGCUUUAGGAAAAGCUAUAGAACAUGAGUGUCAUAGGCUGGAAAUGCGACUGAGAUGUAUUUUUAGAAUUUUACAACUGAGGGGCUUCCGAUGAACGAGUGAUGAGCGUGUGUGAGAGGGGACGUGUCAGUGCAGUCUUCGUCACGUUUUCCACGGUCCCUCGCAGAUGGCGACAUUGGAGCGUUAGUUUUGUACGGCUUUGUCCCCGCUCGACUCCAUCGACAACAUACGUUCUUUAGGUCAAUAACAGUGUGUCAGGAGCACUCUCACCAGAUGCUUAAGCAUGAAAAAUGUCAAAACUCUAACCAUCCUAUCGUGGCGAAGGCCGCAGUGACAAACUGUACAGCACAUUUAAAGAGAUGGCUAUGCAGCCUCACAGCAAUGGCCUGCAACCAACGAUGGAUAUAUGAAAGGCGUGUUUUCACUUUUGUACUUUUAUACCUUUCUACCAGCUUGUUGCUAUUCGCCGUUGGUGAUAGCACAGAACCAGUACCCGCACUAGAAGUACACAGUUGAACGUACGCGACAGGUUGCUCCUAAAAGAAGAUUUUGAUCCUCUGAGACUUCUACUCGGACAGAAUUACGAAGUGGAACACAGACAAGGCGUGUCACCAGCCGUGAGCGAGUUGCACGCUAGUUGUGCACAGCAGCAAACUUUUCACAGUCACGUGGUCGCGAUUUAAUUUUUUUCCCUGUUGUACGCAAGUUGUACGCUCGGACGCUGCCGCAAUAGCGGCUUUGUCCCUAUUUCUCGUCGUGCGUUCAUAUCUAGGCUCAUAGCUUUAAGUGUAGAUAGUCUAUAUAAAUAUAUAUAUACCAACCUCGCUCAUCAAAUGUAAAGCAUGCACAUGUCUUGUACAUAUACUAGUUAUUGUUUCAUAUGGUACCCAUGUGUUGUUUUCUCCUCGUGUUUUACAUUGAAGUUUGCCACCGUUCUCAAUCAAGAAAGAAAGGCGUACACAUACAAUGUGUCGUCGACACUAAUGUCUGUCAAUAGAGACUAAUUUUUUGUGCAUUGGAAAGGGAAAUCGAUUUUUACGGGUACGCAUCCGUCCCGCAGUGCGAUGCAUCUGACAUCUGGUGUGGACAUUGAAACUGUGUCACCAAACUUAUUUAAGGGCCGCAUUCGCAAACCACAGGAAUCGAAAGCACUUUGGGCCACCCGAACGGUGAUGAAAAUAAUAUUCAUAUGCCAAAAACGGGUGGCAGGCUUCGACAAAUCGUCACAAAAUUGCCACUUCAGCACGUUCACCCUUCCUUAAAUUGCACCACUUUCUUCCCCCACAUCAAGCACACAAUGGUAUAGUUGUUACUGUAGCAUAGAUGUGCAUGUAGUGAUGCAUCAGAUUUUUUAAUUCGUUUAUAUUGUGUUCACAUACUGAUAUAAUAGUAUUGUAUGAAAUUUGUGUUCUUUGUCCUUGUGUACAAGACGUGCUGUAGAACUCUUGCAAGCCUUGCAGUGGAAACUCCUACGAAAUAAACAUCUCUUAAUUCUUUCGCAACUGCA
Molecule: messenger RNA, 8484 nt
Organism: Dermacentor andersoni
Lineage: Eukaryota; Metazoa; Arthropoda; Arachnida; Ixodida; Ixodidae
Product: fibroblast growth factor 9-like
Molecular function (GO): growth factor activity
Source: RefSeq, a predicted model, not a curated record